This is a messenger RNA of Motacilla alba alba, 11797 nucleotides long. It is a transcript of the gene MTMR4, whose product is annotated as myotubularin related protein 4. Gene Ontology annotation, biological process: dephosphorylation; regulation of autophagy. The record is from RefSeq and is a predicted model, not a curated record. Lineage: Eukaryota; Metazoa; Chordata; Aves; Passeriformes; Motacillidae. The coding region runs from base 5965 to 9744 and encodes 1259 amino acids. Gene Ontology annotation, molecular function: phosphatidylinositol-3,5-bisphosphate 3-phosphatase activity; metal ion binding; protein phosphatase binding. The transcript is spliced from 18 exons.
GAGGAACUUAGUCUGGGGUGGGGAGGUGAAAGUCCUUGCCUGUCAAAACCUUAGAAAGGGCCUCAUACUUCAGCUUGGGGCUGCCCUGGUGUCACAUUGGAGGCAUAAAACCCAAUGGCUCCUCUGGGUGGGAUUGAGGUGAGAGGGAUGCAGAUGUAUCCAGAUAUGAAUGAAAAAAAGGGAACAAACACAUGGAAAAUGCAUCAAAAAUCUCACCAGGAAACAUUGAGAAGGCCAGACUGAGCCCCCUGAGGGCAUGGCUUGUCAGACACCUGAGUGACAGGGCCCAGUGAGUGCUGCAGGGGUCGUGUAACUCAGGUGUGUGCCCUCACCUGGCAGGACCUGCAGCUCAGGGACUUGGUAAUCUAGAAACUAUUUAUUGAUGUUUUAUGAGCCCUUGGUAGGUUUUCCUUCCAUGAAUUCAUCAGGCUUUUAAAAACCAGGUGAAGAUUUGCAGUUGUGAACAAUAAAGUGUAGUGCUGCCUGUGAGCAUCUCCUGCCCUUCAGGAUUUUGUAGAUCUCCACACAUUCCCCUUAGACAUCUGAAGAGCUCUAGUCUUUUAAAUUCUUUGUAGCAAAGCCAUCUUUAGUUCUCAUCACCCCUCCCUGGAUCUGUUUGGGUUUUUUGGGGACAGAGCUUGGGUUUGGUUUGGUCAGUUGGGUUUUUCUCGUUGGUUUUUCUCAUUGGUUUUUUUGUGGGGUUUUUUUGGGGGUUGUUUUUUUGGGUUUUGUUUUUUGUUUGGUUUUUUUUAGUGCUGAGACUGGAAUUUUUGAUUUACUAAAACAUGGAACUUUUCUUUUCCCUGAACUCCUUUUCUGUGUCUGGACAGACCUUACCCUGACCUGGCCCUGCCCACCCUUAGAUCACUGUUCGAUUUCUUCUGCAUGAGAGGGUUUCCUUAUCAGUACCCUAAGAUACCUUUACUGUUUCAAAGGAUCUUCUGAAAAGGUUUUUUUUUUUUUUUAAUAUUUUAAUAAAAUGCUCUUGUGAUUUUUUGAAAAUUAUUUUUCAUUUUGGAAAAAGUAAACCAACCACCAAAAGCCCCUCCCAUUUCACAUACUGUUUUGGGAAGAGACUUGUGGGCUUUUUGUCUCCCAUGGCAAGGGAGAGAAAGCGACUUGUAAUUGCAAGCUGUAGAAAUAAGCACUUACCUUCACCCCUGUACCUGAGCUUCUGUCAGCAGCUGAAGGCAGAGAGCUGAUGGAAACUCCCAACAGCCUUCUUGGAGUCCUUCUGUGACCUCUCCAGAGGGCUGUGGCUCCUGAGUUAGUCACAGGGAGGGCUGGACGUGGGCUGUGGGUUAAGGGGUGCCUCGGGGCUGGCUGGAUCCCUGUUCCCUGCAGCCACACUGAGUGCUUCCUUAAUUCCCUGUGCUCACAGCAGGCUGAAGCCACAGCACCAGUGUCCUGUAGUUAGCAAGGGCAGGCCCAAAAGCUUUGCCCUUACACAGCAGCACCCCAGAUAUGCCUUACCACCUGCUCUUCCCUUUCUGCUGCUCCGGAUUCCUGGUCUAGUGUUAACAGCUUGGAUUGCAUAACUCUUCCCACUUUUCCCCAAAACUAGCUGCUGAUGGGGAUGACCUUGAAGACAGCAUGAGUGCUGGUUUAAUCCUGAACUCCGGCUAAUGGUGUCCUACCAAGCACUUGGUACCUUAUUACAUUACUUAAAGCUAAUCUGGCAGGUGGGUUGGUGCAGGUGCUGUGCUGGCACUCAGUGCUCAGCUCCCACAGCAGCAUUCCCUCUCCUGACUACUGGGAUACUGGCACUGUAGGCGUCUGGUUCUUACCCUGUGGAGGGGCCCAUGACUUAUUUGAGGUGGGCAUUGGCAGCCACCCCUCAUCCCCUCAUGCUGUUGCAUGGAGUUGACAGCCCAUGACUUGUGCCCUUUUGUCCCUCUCCUCAAAGGUUUCUUGCUGCAUAUUUAGCUCCGUGCUCACCUCUGGGCACGUUUCUGAACAAAUACCAAAUGCAGUAUUACAGAUCUAUAAAUUAUUCUAUCAUCCUGUCCAGAUUAAAAGAUGACACCCAUCAUCUUAGUCCUGAUUUAUGGGGUAUAAAACAGUAACUUCUCUUUGCACAGGUUUAGGGGUUUGUUUCCACCUCAGGCUCAGCAGCCUUUCGGUUCACCCACAAACGUCCCUAGGCUUUGAGGAAAUUAACUAUUUAUGUAGGGAGACCUGAAACAAAGAUGCCCUUUGUGCAACAGAAGUAGAGGAGGCAGAACAAGAAGUGCCUUUGGCCACAGCUCAUCAGUCUCAGCAUCAGCUUAUGGAGAGAAAUACGUGUCUGAGGGCAGCUCAUCUCCCCCAAUGUAGGCAUCUGCCGGGCAGAAAGAGAGUAAAUUUUAACUUUUAGAAUAAGAUAAAUGAUGCAAGUCUCUCCCUUCCCCAUCUCACCUGAAAAAAAAAAAAAGAUUGAGAUAACCAGUUCCUAGUUUGAUUUUCACUGAAAAUAAAUAUUCAGACCUGGAAGGAUAUAAAGUAGAGUAUCCUGAUGGCCCCUCUGCUGCUGUUGCCCCUGGCUGUCAGACAGAGCUUCCCUGGCUCCUGCUGACUUACUUCUCGUGUCCUGGAAUUCCCUUUCCAGGGGAGUCACCUCCUCCUGCCAAUUUUUCCAUCGGUUUUCUCCAGCUGGAGGCAGAUCAGGGCAGUCUGUGCAGUGGAUGUGCUACCAGGGACAGGGCUGUGCAUGCAGAUUUCUGCCAGCCCUUGCCUUCCCUCCCCUCCAUCUGUGGAGUGAUGUCCCAUGCUGGAGUGAGGAAAAGCCCACCCUUAAUCUAUAGAAGGGAUGGGUGUGGUGCCUUCUAAGGAGAGAGCAAUUUUAUUUGUGGCACCAAAAAGAAAUAGAGGAAAAAGCUAUGCCAGGGUUGGGAAGGGUGUACACAUCUGUGGAAGACUGAGUCAGGUGUGCUGGCAGCUGAGUGGGUGAGUGGGACCAGUUUUUCUCUUAGAAUCAUGGAAUGGUUUGGGUUAGAAGGGACCUGGCCAGGUGGGAAUUAGCUGCCCCCUGGCCCCCACUUUCCCAAACUUGCAGAAAGCUGGACCAGCCACCGGCAAAAUGAUUCAUUUCAGGAUGCUGACUGGCUCCAGACCACAAGAGAGAUUUCAGCAUCCUGAUGCCUGUCCCGUGCUCCCACUGCAGAUUCCUUGGGCAAGUGGGAUGAGAUGUUCCCUGUGAACCCUGUGCUGCCCGCUGGGCUCCUGGUGCAUGUAGGUGUGUCUCCAUAAGGAAUAUCAUCUCCUUUGGAGGCUGCAGGAUGGCCCCUUGAGUGCCAGUCCUAUCUUUGCCAAACACUGUAUAAUCUCCAAGCCUCUAAAUCCCUUUUGGGACCUUCAGGAGAAGGCUGCAAGCUGUUUGCCUGCAGUGUGGAUCCAGGGAUGUCUGGAGGGGUGGGAGGAGCAGCACAGGAACAGUGGGCAUUGCUAGUGAGAGGGAAAAGGGGUGAAUCACUGCCAGCUGCCCUUAAGAACAUGCUGCCUACAUUAUAUUCAGCUCCUCUUCCUCAGAACUGAGAAACACUUGUAAGGGUGGUUCCGAGAUGAUGAAGGAGAUUUCUCUCUCUACCUACAUGAACAAACACACUGAGAACACUCAGAGGAGCCCAGUUCUGUGAAAUAACCUUCUCUUCCUCUGUGAUUUGUGACAGUGGAGAAGAGAGCCCAGCUGGGGAGGCAUUUAGGAAUUCCCUCUGGCUAAGCCGGCUAAAGAGUCUGGAGCACUCUGCAGUCCUGUGCUAGGCUGCCCAGCACCACUCCUGCCUUUGCCUGGGUCACUGGAGGGAAAGGAGGGCAGGUAUUUUGGGAACUCUUGAAGGAAGUGAAAGCAGAGUCUGAAUCAAGUUCCUCUUGAAAGUCUGUGAAGCCACUGAACUUCAGAGCAAGGUUUCUGCUCUGCACCAGGUUCAGUGCUUGGGCAGAAAUUUCUAAGUCAUGUGUGAGUCUUUUUCUGAUACUAAAAGUGCAGAAAUAUUUCAGUGAAAGCAGAAGUUCUAUUUGUGGACGUUCAGGUCAUCUUAGGUUGGAAAUUCAGAGUACUGAUCUGACGAGCAGCCCUUUAACUCUGCACAGCUGCAGCUUAGGGGGGGUUCAAUGCGAACAAUCCCUGUGCUAGGCCCUGAACUGAGCUUUGGCCCUAAAAAUCUUACAGUUGGUUGGAGCAAACCUCUUACCUACCUUGUCAGUGGUUUUGUGUUUUACAGACUCUGGUCUUGUGCUGUGUGUACUUAGCAGCAGUGUGUGCUCACACUCUGCCCAAGAGACUCCUGGACUUAGCUGUUCCCUGAAUGUGCUGUGUUGCUUUUUCCCUGAUACAUGUCAAAAACCCAAUAAAUAUUGGCUUUACAGUGUUUCUUGCCACACUUUCUCUCUGGUAUAAAAGGUUCCUUCAGCUUUAGCUGCUCUGUCAUCUCUCAGCAUUCCUUCCAGUGACCCAGGCAAAGGUCACCUGCAGGGAGCAGGGCACCUCUCCUGCCACUCACUUUUGGCCACGACAAAUCUGUAACCUCAUCCAUAACCCUCUGUCUUUACGUGUAGUCCUCUGUUUGUGUCCAUAACCUCUGUUCUUGUGUUCUGGUUUGUGGGUGCCAACUGGUUCAGGUGCCCCAAGGAUGAGCAAUCUAACAUCCACCCACUGUGCUCCGUGUAAAUGGUGGAGUGGAGCAACACAAGGGUGAAAUGGGAUUUCAUGGCUUAUCUGCAGGUGUGGCUAUGUGUUCUUCUAAGUCUUUAAUCCUAAGUAGUGAAACUGGUGUAAUCAUGUGAGUCUGUGGGAUUGUUUUGUCAGCAAGGGAGCUCAUGGAACUGAAUUUUGCCCUGUAAGUGACAGUGGGCAGCAUGUCUGGGUGUCACAAAGCUGUCCCUUUAGCUAAGGCAGCUCUGAAUAAUCUAACCUUGAACAAUUUUGCAGAGAAAUGCUGAAGUCUUUUAUCUGACUCAAGAAAAGCUCUUUGAGAUCCCAUUGGUAUUGCUGGGGAGAGCUGUCUGCGGUGUCUUUGGGGCAAACACAUCUAAGAGGAGCUCAAUGGCUACAGACUGUGCUCUGUUUGGAUUUGGGUUUUGGGAGCAAAAAGCUGAUGUGAUUUGAGCCAGAUAGUGGGGCCUUUGAGGACUGAUGAGGGGUCAGGUUUUAAUUUUGCAUUUUAACAGAGAUUCUCCCUCUGGCUCAGUGGUGGGGACAGAGCAGCAGGUGAUGGUAGAAAUGAAGAUGGGUUUGCCCCGCAAGCUGUUCCUGUGGUUCCUGAGAUAGACUGUGACCUGGGAGCUGUUUGCUCCUGGGCUUGAUGAACAGCAGGUAGUAAAGGUGAGCUCGUAGGGGGCUGGUGUGGGGAGGUGGGUGCUCAACCACAGCAUUUCCUGCGCCCAUGGCCUUACCCUGUGUCUGUGAGGAUUUCCAACGGGAGCUGGGGAAACUUCACAUGGGAGCUAAGUGUCCAGAUGGUCAGCAAGAGGAGCCUUGUCCACUCCAGAGCACAGGCUCCAGCACACAGGUGCUGGUGGGAGCCAGGGACAUCUGACUAGUCCCUGUGCACAUGAAGCUCCUGGAAUGGAGCACUUAUAGUCUUGGGAGUGUUGAGUGGUGAGAUGUAGCAGGGCAGCCCUGUUAUCCUCAUCUCCCAGUCCAGGCAUGGAGGACUGCUGGAGGACAGCAGACUCCGGGGUGCAGUGGCACAUGCUGGCUGAGCUUCUAGGAGCAGGGCCGGGGCUGAGGGCUCGGCAUUGGAGUGGAGGGCUGGGGCCAGAGGGGUCAGUGCUGGUGCAGAGGCCUUGGGGCAAAGGGCUUGAUGCUGGGGUGGAGGGGUCGGCACAGGGUUAAAAGGCUCAGGGCAGAGGCCUUGAUGCCACGGUGGAGGGCUCGGGGCAGAGGGCGCGGUGCCGGAGAACGAAGCAGCUUUCCCGCUAUUGUUCGCGGCGCUCUCGGUGCCGCCAUCAGUGCGGCACGAGGCAGGUGCCGGCGGGAGCAGCGCCAUGGGCCGGCAGUACCGCUCCCGGCCGAGGAACGGGCAGUGCCUGCGAUCCCGCCGCCCGCUCCAUUUUCUGUCUCGCCCGUCACGGAGACGCUCAGAUGGCAGAGCCGCGCUCGGCGGCCCUGGGAGGGAGGUGGAGUCUGCCCGUCCUCCGCCCGCCCUCCCUCCAUUGUCGGCGGCGGCACCGGCACCUGCUCGGGCCGCCGGCGGCCGGGAUGCUCGUGCCCUUCUCGGCGGAGCGGGGACACUGCCGCAGUGCCGGGGCCGCAGCUCGCAGCCGGAGGGAGGAGAUGCUGCUUGUGCCUGCUCGGCCCUGCUGCCGCCUCGGGAAAUGAACAUGAGUCUGCCAGGCCGCGUCUCCUGCUCCAUGCUCAACUGCUUUGGUGAGGAAGGCCCUCCCAGUUUGGAGUACAUCCAGGCCAAGGACUUGUUCCCCCCGAAGGAGCUCAUAAAGGAGGAGGAGUCUCUGCAGGUGCCAUUCACUGUGUUGCAGGGUGAGGGGGUGGAGUACCUGGGCCAUGCCAACGACGCUGUGAUUGCCAUCUCCAACUACCGCCUGCAUAUCAAAUUCAAGGACUCUGUGAUCAAUGUGCCUUUGAGGAUGAUGGAAAGUGUGGAGUGUCGGGAUAUGUUCCAGCUUCACAUCGUCUGCAAAGACUCUAAAGUGAUCAGGUGCCAUUUCUCCACCUUCAAGCAGUGCCAGGAGUGGCUGAAGAGGCUGACUCGAGCCAUUGCCCGCCCUGCCAAGCCUGAGGACCUCUUUGCAUUCGCCUACCAUGCCUGGUGCUUGGGGGUGUGUGUGGAUGAGGAGGAUCAGCAUGCACAUCUCUGCCGUCCAGGGGACCAUGUGAGGUUCCGGUUUGAGAUGGAGCUGGUGAGAAUGGGCUUCGACCUGCAGAAUGCCUGGCGUGUCUCUGACAUCAACAAUAACUACAAACUUUGUUCCAGUUAUCCCCAGAAGCUGCUGGUCCCUGUCUGGAUCACUGACAAGGAGCUGGAGAAUGUGGCUUCAUUCAGGUCAUGGAAGAGGAUCCCUGUGGUGGUAUACAGACAUACGCGCAACGGGGCGGUGAUCGCGCGCUGCAGCCAGCCCGAGAUCAGCUGGUGGGGCUGGCGGAACGCCGACGACGAGUACCUGGUGACAUCCAUCGCCAAAGCCUGUGCCUUGAACCCCGGAGCGAGGGCGUCGGCCGCCGCGCCGCAUGCCGGGAGCAGCGACGGCAGCGAGCCCUGCGAUGCCGACUUCGACUCGUCCUUGACAGCGUGCUCGGGCGUGGAGAACGCAGGAACCCCUCAGAAGCUGCUGAUCCUCGAUGCCAGGUCCUACACAGCAGCCGUGGCCAACAGGGCCAAGGGAGGUGGCUGCGAAUGCGAAGAGUAUUACCCCAACUGUGAAGUCGUGUUCAUGGGCAUGGCCAACAUCCACUCCAUCCGGAACAGCUUCCAGUAUCUGCGUGCUGUCUGCAGUCAAGUGCCAGACCCUAGCAACUGGCUUUCGGCCCUGGAGAACACCAAGUGGCUGCAGCAUCUGUCAGUCAUGCUGAAGGCAGCAGUGCUGGUCUCCAGUGCCGUGGACAGAGAAGGGCGUCCGGUGCUGGUUCACUGCUCCGACGGCUGGGACAGGACUCCGCAGAUUGUGGCGCUGGCAAAGAUUCUCCUGGACCCUUACUACAGGACCAUGGAGGGCUUCCAGGUGCUGGUUGAAUCCGACUGGCUGGACUUUGGUCACAAGUUUGGGGAUCGCUGUGGACACCAGGAGAAGGUGGAGGAUCAGAACGAGCAGUGCCCAGUUUUUCUCCAGUGGCUGGAUGCUGUUCAUCAGCUUCUGAAGCAAUUUCCCUGCCUCUUUGAAUUUAAUGAAGCUUUUCUGGUGAAGCUGGUGCAGCACACGUAUUCCUGCCUCUAUGGGACCUUCCUGGGGAACAGCCCCUGUGAGCGCGAGAUGCACAACAUCUACAAGCGCACGUGCUCCGUGUGGUCCCUGCUGCGGGCUGGCAACAAGAACUUCCACAACCUGCUCUAUAUGCCCGGAUCCGAGCAGGUGCUGCAUCCCGUGUGUCACGUGCGCGCCCUGCACCUCUGGACAGCUGUGUACCUCCCGGCCUCCUCGCCACAUCCUCUGGGACAGGAGGACAUGGACAUCUACAUGCCCCCUGGAUCUCAGAGCCAGGACUUCAGUGGCAGGUGUUUGGACAGAUUACCAAAGACAAGAUCUAUGGAUGACCUGCUCUCAGCCUGUGACUCCAGCAGCCCUCUGACCCGCACAUCCAGUGACCCCAACCUGAACAACCACUGUCAGGAGGUGCGGGUGGGCUUGGAAGCCCGGCAUGCCAACACUGAAGGGGUUGAAGGUGCUGCAGUGGCCACAGGAGAGGCACAGCCCAGGGAGGAGGAGGAGGAGAACCCUCCCCUGCAAGGCAGCAGCCAUGCUGAGCACAAAGGGCCGAGCAGGCAGCUGGGCAGCCAGUCUGCUGUGCCAGCCAGCAGUGUCCCUGUGGAGGUGGAAGAGGGCAAUGGAAUGCUCACGGAGGAACUGGAUGACAGAGGUCCAGAUCCAAAUCCUUCUGAACAGGAAAACAGUGACAAGGUUUCCACCAGUUCUGGAAGGCAUUUAGAAACCUGUCCUCAGGAACCUUUGAAGGCUGCUGGCACUGUGUCCGACGGAGGAGGCUGUCCUAAAAGAAUCACCGCCUGCCCAGACAUUUCCAGCCACGAGUCCCUGGCACCAGGCACCCCUUCUCAGGACAUCCCAGGCCCUGCCCUGGGUAUCCCAUGCCCAGAUGCAGACAAGGGCAGAGGUGAUGCUGGCCGGAGCAUGCCUUUUGAGGAGCCUGCGCAGCCAGGGAGGCUCCUGCUGGAGCAAUGGCACAAGCCCAUUUCCCAGAGCCAAAGCAGCGAGUUCUCCUUCCUGGGGUGCAACUGGGACAGUUUUCAAGGCAUGGUGACAUCGCUUCCCAAUGGGGAGCCCACACCCAGACACCUCCUCUCCUAUGGCUGCUGCAGCAAGAGGCUGAGCAGCAAACCCCUGCGGGCCCCAGGCCUGUGUCUCAGUGGCCCAUGGUCUGGCAGGGAAGGUGGGAAGCCCUCGGCCUGUGCUGGCCAUGUGAGCACACAUUUUGGGAAGCCCAGCCGUUUGUGGCUGCCCUGUCACCUGAAACAAGCCUCUGGUGCCAAGCACCUGCCACCAAAAUGUCCUUCUCCUGUGCCUCCUGUCUACCUGGACGAUGACGGGCUGCCCUUCCCCACGGAUGUGAUCCAGCACCGGCUGCGGCAGAUUGAGGCCAGCUACAAGCAGGAGGUGGAGCAGCUGCGCCGGCAGGUGCGGGAGCUGCAGCUGCGCCUGGACAUUCGCCACUUCUGUGCCCCUCCGGCCGAGCCCCCCAUGGACUACGAGGAUGACUUUACGUGUCUUAAGGAAUCAGACGGCAGUGACACGGAGGAUUUCUGUUCAGACCACAGUGAGGACUGUUUGUCAGAAGCAAGCUGGGAACCUGUGGAUAAGAAGGAGACUGAGGUCACGCGGUGGGUCCCAGACCACAUGGCCUCACACUGCUUCAACUGUGACUGUGAGUUCUGGCUGGCCAAACGGAGGCACCAUUGCAGGAACUGUGGGAAUGUGUUCUGUGCUACCUGCUGCCAUCUGAAGCUGCCCAUACCUGAUCAGCAGUUGUACGACCCUGUCCUCGUUUGUAAUUCCUGUUUUGACCAUAUCCAAGUGUCUCGUGCCAGGGAGCUCAUGAGCCAACAUAUGAAGAAACCCAUUGCCACAGCUUCCAGCUGAAUGCCAGACAAGGGACCUGUCUAACCCCAGCCUUUUCUCUCGUGGGUUUGAAGGGUGACUCUGCCUCCAGGGUAACUGUGAAGGCCUUUGGUGCAACACUUGAACACCAAGCUGGAAUGCACUGUCUGCAGCAGCCUCGCUGCUGGGCUGGAGCAGAGGAGCUCAGAUCAGAGUUUGCUGUGUCCCCACCCCGGAGCUGGUGGGCCCGUGUGUUGUAGCCCUGAUGGCCUAGGGCUGAGAGAAGAUCACAACCUCUUCCUUUUGUGGGCUGGAAAGCAACGUUUCCACAGCUGUUUGCCUGUGCGAAGUCCCCCCAAAGCAAUAGAAAGGCAUGUUUAGAACCACCUCCCCCUCCAAAGGCAGGCUGCUGUGUGAGAAGGAAGAGGGCAAGCUCCCGAUGGUCCCAUGAGCGUUGGAAGGGCCUCAGCCUGGAGCAGAUCUGUAGAUUUUCUUCCCAUGAGUGUGAUUUGUGAUCAGCUUGGUGAACAAGACUCACUAGCCAUCACUAAUUGAUUUUCUCUCGGGCUCUGAAGAGAAAUUCAUUCCAGCUGAAAAGGGCUGAGCAGAUCGUGCCCAUUUUCAGGCUCCGCUGAGAUUGGUGUCACACUGGACUUUGUCCCUGCCCCCAACAACAUGGGGAGAUGGGAGAUUGGCUUUUCACUUCUGCUCUGCCCCUCCGCUUUGUCUGCGGUUGUGUCACAGCCUGGUGCUAACACAGGAAUGGCACCUUGAUCCUCUCCUGGCAUGGAAACAGAACUUGUGUUCCUGUGUUGCUCCUCCUCCCCUUUUCUGCCCUCAGCUCUCCACUUCCUACUGCUCUUUAUCCUGAAAACUUGAUACCUUGAGGGUAUAGGCCAUAAUGUGUUGUUUUACCUCCUGGAAUGUGCUGUCUGGUGUAUGUGAGGGUUUCAGUCCAAAUGCUGCUAUAUAUUUCUGUGCACUUAAUGUAACCCGAAGAAGGGAGAAUGAAGCAUCGAUACCAAAACGGGGGUGGGGAAGGACACAGGCUGACAUAGACACUACGGUCUGUGCUUUUCACUUUAGGAUGUACAGCUGCAGUGAUAACCAUGACAUGUGGCAUUUGUUCAGUGGUGGAAACAAUCUCUCUGACUUGCCCCAGUGCUACCUGAAAUGCCUCUUGAAUUUGACUUCUUUUUUUGUUUCCUGUACAGCGGUCAAAGUUCAGAGUUGCCAACUUGUAAAUGCCUCUCUGCUUCUUCUUUAAACUAGGGAGCAGGAAUCCCAACUCCUAAGGACAAAGAACUGGGUUUAGAAAGGAAGAAUGGUUUAUAAAGUGGGCUUCAGUGGGCUUGUAAUCCCUAGAUCCCUUGGGGAGCAUCCAUCCUGCCUCCUCUGUAAGGCAUCUGUGGAUACUAGUCAGGAAGAAGAGUUUGAAAGUGGGGCGUUUCUUUGCAGAAAUGUAGGUUUUCUUUCCAAUAUGUUCUGCACUUCAGGAGCUGAGACUCGGUUUAUGGCAGGGAGAACCUUGGUCUGCUAACAAGGCAAAGGACUUGACACUUUGAUGAUCACAACAUCUCCCAGAUCUUUUGGUAAUGUUUGUCAUCUCCAUCAGAAGGAGUGAAAUAAGGACCCUUUCCUGCACUUUGAUUUGUCAGCCUCUGGUUUUGUAAAUCCUGAUGUGUAAGUGAAGCUCCUCUUCUGAAGACCCUGUACUUAUUUAGACUUUGCUUCUUUUCCAUACUGGGAACGACCAACUUGGCUCUGGGAAGAGAAGGCACCUUGCUUCAGAUUCUCCCCUGCCUUGUACCUUGCAGUCAUUGCUGGACAUGGAAGCGUGAUCGUUGGCCUGGCAGAAGGAACUUGGAUUUGCUCAUGUUUUGCACGUGUUGGAAUGACUGCAAGUGAUGAGGAAGCCAGAAACCAGGUACUGCUGGCCCUCCCAUUCAGGCCAUUAGUCCAAACUGCUUUUAGCUCUUGUGAGUUUCAGUGUCACAAUGUGCUGGCCAAAAACUCCAGUCAGUUUGAUGGCAUUGUGACAAACAAAAUGUGCUGUACAACUCGAUACAGUCGAAAUAAAAUCUCUAUAUUAGUG